This is a messenger RNA of Harmonia axyridis, 1084 nucleotides long. RefSeq names its product transmembrane protein 53-like. Lineage: Eukaryota; Metazoa; Arthropoda; Insecta; Coleoptera; Coccinellidae. The transcript is spliced from 5 exons. The coding region runs from base 25 to 987 and encodes 320 amino acids. The record is from RefSeq and is a predicted model, not a curated record.
UUUUUUUAAAUUUCUUCAAGUUUCAUGCGGAACUUCUUUAUAUUGAUAUCCAUUGAAGUUUUAAAAUAUUUAACAAGUACUACUAGUUAUGUACCUACCUACUUUUAUUAUGAAAUUUACAGCAAUUUUUUGAGAACAUACGUUGAAGACGACAAGAUGGAAAAUUUGAAUAAAUCACAUUUCUACAUCACACAUCCCAAAUUCAAAAAUGAAACUACGAAAGAUUCAAAAGAAAACAGAGAGGAAGAGCCAAUUGUGAUGUUGUUUGGUUGGAUGGGAGCCAAAGACCAGUACUUGAAAGUUUAUUCUCAGAUUUAUGAAGAGAAAGGUUAUCCUACAGUGAGGCUCACAGUUUCCCCACUGAUAGUUCUAUUCAAGAACAAUGAGAUGUUGAAAUUUUCGGAUAAACUGUUGAAGCUAUUGGACGAGCCUGAUUUCAAAGAUAGGCCAGUUAUAAUCCACCUGUUUUCGAAUGGUGGUGGUUUUCAAUACGAUAUCCUGUAUAAAGCCCUACAAGGGGAUGAGGCAAAAAAGACAAAGGUGAAAGGAGUGAUAUUUGAUUCUGCUCCUACAAAGACGACAAUCUACAACAGUUUCUCUGUAUGUAGCAUGAUACUCAGUUCCAUUGUGAGCAGCAGGUUGUUACUUUACCCCUUGACAGUGGCAUGCGUGGUUUGUACUGCUUCAAUCACUGGUAUGAGGAAAAUUCAAAGGGACGUCUUCAAAAAACCAGUACAUGUAAUGGAUACCUACAAUAAUCUGAAAAAUCAAGAGAAUUUAUGUCCGCAACUGUUUUUCUAUUCCAAAGCCGACUCAUUGGUUCCUUAUAGGGAGUUGGAAGAUUUUAUAGAGGCAAGAAAAAAGAAAGGAGUAGACGUUACAUGCAAAAUGUAUGAGAAAACUCCACAUGUCAAGCAUUACCCUUUUGAUAAGAUGGGUUAUUGCAAAACAGUUUUCAAAUUUUUGAAUAGAGUUGUGAAAAAAUGAUACAAGUGUUUCUUAUUGACCUCAAAGGUUUCCCAACACAAUAUUAAUAUUAAUGUAAGGUAUAAGUGAUUAAAUAAAGUAAAAAUAAUAGUAUUCA